Molecule: messenger RNA, 1623 nt
Organism: Cyprinodon tularosa
Lineage: Eukaryota; Metazoa; Chordata; Actinopteri; Cyprinodontiformes; Cyprinodontidae
Product: keratin, type I cytoskeletal 13-like
Exons: 8
Coding region: 67-1410 (447 amino acids)
Molecular function (GO): structural molecule activity
Source: RefSeq, a predicted model, not a curated record
CUCACUUCUCUCCUCUCCUGCUCCUCAGAAGACAGACCGAAGGGCUCCUACUCCUCACCCUUCAUCAUGGCAACCUUGGUGUACUCUUCCUCCCGUAGCUCGCAGGGUGGGGGUCUGGCUCGGUCCUCCUUCGGGUCCAGCAGAGGCCUGAGUUCCUACAGCGUGGCCGGUGGAGCCGGAGGCGGCAGCAUCAGGGUCUCCCAGGCCAGCCGGAGCUUCUCUGCCGGAGGAGGCGGCAGCGGUGCAGCGUUUGGCUUCGGUGGGGGAGCGGGUGCAGGUUAUGGAGGAGGUGCAGGUUUUGGAGGGGGUGCAGGUUUUGGAGGGGGUGCAGGUUUUGGAGGAGGUUCAGCCUUCGCUGGAGGCUUUGGGUCCAACGAUGACAGCGUCGUUGGCAACGAGAAGUUCACCAUGCAGAACCUGAACGACCGCCUGGCCAACUACCUGACCAAGGUGGGGUCCCUGGAGAAGGCCAACGCUGAGCUGGAGAAGAAGAUCAGGGAGUUUGCAGAGGCCAAGGUCAGCCCAAGCAGCAGAGACUACAGUGCCUUCUUUGCCACCAUCGCAGAGCUUCAGGGCAAGAUCCAGGAUGCCUUCAUCGCCAGAGGCUCUGUGAUGCUGAGCAUCGACAACGCCACGCUGGCUCAGGACGACUUCAGGAUGAAGUAUGAGAAUGAGCUGUCCAUGCGGCAGUCCGUGGAGGCCGAUAUCGCCGGGCUGAAGAUGAUGAUCGGGGAAAUAAACGUGAGCAAGAACGACCUGACCAUGCAGAUCGACAGCCUAAAGGACGAGCUGGCGUCCAUGAAGAAGAACCAUGAGGAGGACCUUCUCUCCAUGCGCACUCAAGUGGGCGGUCAGGUGAACGUGGAGGUAGAUGCUGCUCCUCAGGAGGAUCUCACCAAGGUCAUGGAGGAGAUCAGAGAACACUACGAAGGCGUCGCUGCCAAAAACCGCAAAGAGCUUGAAGGAUGGUUCCAGUCAAAGGCAGAAACUCUCACAAAGGAGGUAAGAUCCGCAGAGAUGACGCUGCAGACCACAACCACGGAGGUGAAGGAGGUGAAGAGUCAGCUCCAGGCCCUGGAGAUCGAGCUGCAGUCUCAGCUCAGCAUGAAAGCGAGUCUUGAAGCGUCCCUCGCUGACGUUCAGAACCGCUACGCCAUGCAGCUGAACGGCUUCCAGAUGCAGGUGACGGCUCUGGAGGAGCAGCUGAUGCGGCUGAGGGCCGACCUGGAGGGCCAGGGACAGGAGUACCAGGCGCUGCUGGACAUUAAGACCAGGCUGGAGAUGGAGAUCUCAGAGUACAGGAGGCUGCUGGAUGGAGAGGCUUCUGGAUCCUUAUCUUCUGGGCUUUCUUCGUCCUCAACCACAGUGACCAGAACUCUGGUCACAAAGGUGAUUGAAACCAGCGAGUAGGACCAAUCAUUAAACGGCUGUCUGAAAGGGGCGGAGUCAGCCCUCAACCUAUCAUCUUUCUGCUUACUGAAACAAGAACCUCUUCCUCCUGAUGAGGAGCAUUCAUCUGCUUUCACGCCUUGAUUCCUGCUGUGACUCAGAUAAAGAUGGUGACUCUUUGAGGGAAAACUUUAACCCACUUUGUUUCCUAAUUAAACUGAACUAAACUCCCUG